Molecule: messenger RNA, 597 nt
Organism: Aspergillus welwitschiae
Lineage: Eukaryota; Fungi; Ascomycota; Eurotiomycetes; Eurotiales; Aspergillaceae
Exons: 3
Coding region: 1-597 (198 amino acids)
Source: RefSeq, a predicted model, not a curated record
AUGUCCACCACAACUACCCCUACCAAGCCCACACGCAUCACCCCAGACGAGCAGCUUCAUUUCCUCCUCAGCUGUAUUCGCCACUCCAACAGCGGCAAGAUUGACUUCACCGCCGUCGCUAAAGAAUGCAGUAUCGUCACCAAAGCCGCUGCAGCAAAGCGCUACGAACGCCUCCUGAAGUCCCACGGCAUCAACACCUCAGGCAGUGGCUCACUCCCCUCCUCCUCUAACAACACGCCUGCCAAGAAACGACCGGGAACAGCUACUACCACUGCUAGUAGUACUGCCGCCGCAGGGAGCACAACUCCGACCUCGCGAAAGCGUAAGGCCGAUGGCAUCAGCGAUGCAUCAAAGAAAGCGAAGGGGUUGAAGAAGAUGGCUGUCGCUCGGGCGGAGAGUUUGAUGCAGAAGAAGCAGCAUGCCGGUGUUGGAAUUAAGAAGGAGGAAGGUGUUGAUGAUGAUGAGGAGGAGACUGAGGAGGAUGAGGAGAUGAGGGCAUUGGAGGAGGAGGGGCUUUCUGGUGUUGGUGGGGAGUUGGCUGUGAAGGAGGAGGCUGGGGAUGAUGAGGAGGAGGGGGUGGAGGUGAAUGAGGCUUGA